AUGAAUACUGUUGGCUUUACUAGCCACCACACUUGCUACAAACUGAGAGCCAUAAAAAAUGAAUUGCCAGUGAGCACACCAUAUGGUUUGAGCCGUUAUGCUGACUAUCAGAGUGCGAUAGUCGUAGGCAUCAAGAGAAGAAAGAAGAAGACAUUGAGUGUACAGAUGAAUGAUGCCAUUGAUAUUCCAGUUGGGAAAAUGGGUGGAAAAGAUCAAGUCUCAAACUCGUUUCUUUUGGUGACAUUCAAAAAAGAAAUGCAAUUGGUUCACACAAAGAGCAGAACACAAGCAACAGAAAGGAGAAAUCAGCAAGUCUGGAAGGAUAUGGACGCAUCCCCAAAGAGUUUUCCACCAGACUGUAGGGCAAUGAUGAGAUACAUCAAACCGCCAAAAAAGGCUCCAGGCAGGUGCUGGGGCAGAACAACUGGCAAAUACGAGUUUGGACACAAGAAAGGUUAUCCAAGAAAUAUUUCUGUAAACGUUCAGUCUCAUCCAGCACAAAAGUGUUGGAUACAAAGAUAUGUUUAA
This is a messenger RNA of Phycomyces blakesleeanus NRRL 1555(-), 528 nucleotides long. RefSeq lists its product as hypothetical. Bases 1 to 528 code for a protein of 175 amino acids. The transcript has 3 exons. The record is from RefSeq and is a predicted model, not a curated record. Lineage: Eukaryota; Fungi; Mucoromycota; Mucoromycetes; Mucorales; Phycomycetaceae.